AUGGAUCUAAUCAUAAAGAUUUUUUUAGAUGCUAAAUUAGUAUACACAGUAAGAAAAUUCAAGAAGAGCUCACUUGUAAAUUUUCGUGGAAAUAAAAAAGAAAGUUAAGAGAAGGAGAUUAAUAGAAAAAAAGUUAAAACUAAGAAAAAGAAAUUAAUUAAUUUAUUUCAAAAAAUUUGA
Molecule: messenger RNA, 180 nt
Organism: Tetrahymena thermophila SB210
Lineage: Eukaryota; Ciliophora; Oligohymenophorea; Hymenostomatida; Tetrahymenidae
Exons: 1
Source: RefSeq, a predicted model, not a curated record